Messenger RNA from Ophidiomyces ophidiicola, 1218 nucleotides. RefSeq lists its product as uncharacterized. Lineage: Eukaryota; Fungi; Ascomycota; Eurotiomycetes; Onygenales; Onygenaceae. The transcript has a single exon. The coding region runs from base 1 to 1218 and encodes 405 amino acids. The record is from RefSeq and is a predicted model, not a curated record.
AUGGCUCUCAACGCUAUCGUCCUCGGCAUAACAGGAAUUUCCUUAAUACCCUUGGGGCAGUACUUUUUUCCUAAACCGGUCGCACAAUCCGUCAUAGUCGCGAUCACAGCCGGUGCUCCACAACUGCGGGAAGAAGAUAAGAGCCUUGGAGGCCAUGUUCCCGGUAUCGCCUUUUUUGAUAGUAAUGGUCUGAGGAUAGGGUUCAAGCGUGGUAGCCGUUCCGACAAAAUACCCGCGAAACAAUCAAGAAAUGUCGUCGUCGAUCCCAUCGACAAAGACAACAACGCGGUUCCAGAGUACAUGUCCAUCGUGGGUUUCGGCAGCGAUGCAGUAUGCAUUUCAUACAUCACAGUAACACCACCAGGUGGAGCCAAAAAUUGGGUUCUAUUUGGUGACACCCCGAAACAGUGCGGAGCGCCCUGGUAUCAUUCCAAUCUCGGCGCUGGAAUCGGGGAGUUGUACAAACCAAGCUGCUUCUGGGUCGAUGGUCUUGACAGCAAUGGAAAAACCACUAAUGACAUUCCUCAAGGCUACGGUAUUCAUUUACCUGACUUUCCUUCUGUUGUGAAUAGUGGCCAGGCGGGUGAUUCGGCAAGGUCAGAAGCACGACAGGCACAAUACACUCAAUACCCCGAUACCAUGUGCAAGAGCACACCACGUUUUAAAAUCUACUCCAGGCUGGACAUACUUCACUGUCUACCAAUUUUCGACCCACCACUUCAAUACACCGCUGACUGGGCAGAUGUGGACUUUGCGAAGCUCAAAACAGAAGGCAAACCGCAAUGUGGCCCUACUCCUGGACAGACACCGACUGCAAAACAAAGUUUGCAGCUGUACAAGUCUAGAGUCGACCGUUUUGGAAUCCACCCGACAUAUGGUACAAAACGCUCGGUGCCAGAAACCAGCAAAGUUCGGCGUCCGCGGUCAUGCUUCGAAGGCCGUGUUAUCAUUAGCGAGGAUGUAAACCACAGUGCUGUCGAGCUUUGUCAAAGCGCAACGUCCAUGGGCCCAGAUCUUGCGAAUACCAAAGAGGGCAAAUUUUGCGAUAUGUGUACACGUGAAAUCCAUCCAUUAUGCUCAGAAAAGAUCACGAACGGCUGCUUUGACGUAGAUUCUAAGGCGCUGCGGAAAGGUAGCUAUGGUCUUCAGGCUCGGGAUGGGAUGCCUGGUGUUGUGCAUCAUGAGAAGACGUAUUCAGAUUUCUCGCAUUGGAAGUGA